AUGCAGCAGGGCUGCGAGAUCCGCCAGGUGUGCGGUACGAGAGCGUGCGAGCGAGCGUGUCGAGCCAGAAGCAGCGGCUCUGGACAAAACUGGCCAGUUCUGUGUGCAUCGGGCCGGCUCACAGAGAGUGGUGGAGAGCUGCGUGAGGCGACGGUAAUUGUCCAGAACUACAACUCUGUGCUGACGCUGGCUCAUCUCUACAAGCUGUCGGACGCCAUCCUGGUGCACGAGAACGACACGGUGCACCAGAUCUGCAGUCAGCUGCUCAACCUCAAACACAUCUCCUUCGCUGAUGUCAACUCAGUGAUCGCUCACCAGCUGGGCAGCGUCCUGCAGCCCGCGCUCACCGCUGACUCCCAGGGAGCCUACAGCAGAAACCCUCUGGGGGAGUUGGUGAGCGCCCUCUGCUGCCACCCAGAGUUCAAGCUGCUCAGCAUCUCCUCCAUCCCUCAGGUGCCCCUCGCCUCCAUGGCCUACAGCAGCUUCAGCUGGCCCAGCCUGCUCAAACACCUCCGCCAGAUGCUCAUCUCCAACAGCAAGAUGGAGGAAGGUAUAGACUGGACGGUGCGUCCUCCUGCAGCCGCUGAGCGCAGCAGGAGCCUCACAGCAGGGAGCUUCAACACGUCUCUGGCCAACGUGCUCAUCCUGAGAGGGAAGGACGUGUACAGCGCAGAGACAGGCGGUUUCGAGGACCCGGCCCUGUACUCCUCCUGGCUCUCACCACAGGAAGCCUUCAGUGUGUGGAAGUCCCCGGUGCCUUUUAAUAAAUAUGAAAAAAGUGCCACGCUGGUCAGUAACAGCCAGGCUCUGCUCCGCCCCCUGGACAGCAUGGUGGGCGGAGCCUGGAACAUGUUCGCCUCCAGAGCCUACAUCCACCAGUACACUAAGUUUGGGAUCUCAGAGGAGGACUUCCUGGACAGCUUCUCGUCUCUGGAGCAGGUCAUCUCCAGCUACAAACAACUGUGCUAGAAAUGGGAGAAACCAACAAGCACCCUCAUGCCAAGGAAUACCACUGUUUGGAAUGAUUUCUUAUACCAACAUGUAAAUAAAAUGUAUUUUAUUUAAA
Messenger RNA from Notothenia coriiceps (black rockcod), 1066 nucleotides. RefSeq names its product tubulin, delta 1 (gene tubd1). The transcript has 7 exons. Gene Ontology annotation, molecular function: GTP binding; structural constituent of cytoskeleton. Gene Ontology annotation, biological process: microtubule-based process. Gene Ontology annotation, cellular component: microtubule. NCBI's taxonomy places the organism in Eukaryota, Metazoa, Chordata, Actinopteri, Perciformes, Nototheniidae. The coding region runs from base 1 to 969 and encodes 322 amino acids. The record is from RefSeq and is a predicted model, not a curated record.